This is a messenger RNA of Oncorhynchus nerka (sockeye salmon), 1358 nucleotides long. RefSeq lists its product as uncharacterized. NCBI's taxonomy places the organism in Eukaryota, Metazoa, Chordata, Actinopteri, Salmoniformes, Salmonidae. The record is from RefSeq and is a predicted model, not a curated record. Bases 846 to 1358 code for a protein of 170 amino acids. The transcript is spliced from 3 exons.
GUUUUUUUUGUAUGUGAGUAGAUAUGACACUGGCUACCUAACUCGGUAAUAAGUUAUUAACUCUAUAAAGUCAGCAGCGAGAUGGUGUUUUUAUAGAUGGGGUUGUGCCUUUAAGGCCGCCUGUUCAUUAGGAGUUGGUUUCAAAUGACGCCAACCUUUUAUAUUUAUCUCAAUGACCUCAUCCUCUAUGGUUGAAGUUUACUAACCAGCGAAUCUUUUUCAUCUCAUAGAUUUUUGUAGUUUUCUUCGCUUUUACUCUUCGUUAAACCGAGUUUACAACAACUUUAACUUGAUAAUAGAUGUCGAUGAUGUUAAACGGCGCUUUCUGACAGCGACUUCUCUAACGGCUGAUCAACUCUUCAAUAUAAAUGGAGGAGUGAGGUUCAUGAUGAUGUAAUCGUCAGCCAGACCACGAGAAAAGCUCUCUUUUGUUCCGCUCCUGCAAUGGUGUGAAAGAGACCGCCCUUCCCCCUCCCCAUACACACACACACACACACACACACACACACAGACAUGAACACACGUACACACAAACAGAGGCACAAGAAAGAUAGUGGGGGUUUAGGUUUUUAGUCCUUCAGGGCCAGAGAGAGGCUUCUCUCGCUCUGUCUCUCUGUCUCUGUCUCUGUCUCUAUCUCUCUGUCGCUCUCGCUCUCGCUCUCGCUCUCUCUCUCUCUCGCCUGGGCUGUGCUGCUAAGCUCCAUCAGGAUGACAUCAUACUCAGCCUACACAAUGGGUCUGUUCAUCUCCUGAGGGCUGCGUCGCGCAACUGGACCGCUAGCCACCCACCCGCCUAAGGGGAAGAGGAGGAGGGGCUGUGAGAAAGGGAUAAAGAAGGGGUCGUCAUGUCGGAACGUCCCGUGGGAGUGGGAGCCUGCACUGGAGCUGAGACUGGGGGGUUUGGGAUUGGACCUGGGGUGGGGAAUGAACCCCAAGCUGGUACUGGAGGGAUUGGACCUGGGGUGGGGAAUGGACCCCGAGCUGGUACUGGAGGGACUGGGAUUGGACCUGGGGUGGGGAAUGGACCCCGAGCUGGGACUGGAGUCAAAGGUUCAGGGCCUGUAUCAGGCCCGGCAUCCGGGACCAGGCAGGGCUCGGUGCGUCCCAUCGGGGCUGAGGGGCUGGUCGCCCUGCUGGAGGGGGGUCUGGACAGCGUGUUGUUGAUUGACAGCCGGCCCUUCGUAGAAUAUAACUCCUCCCACAUCCUGGAGGCGGUCAAUGUGAACUGUUCAAAACUGAUGAAGAGACGGCUGCAACAGGACAAGGUCCAGAUCAACGAACUGCUGCAACACUCCGCUAAGAAGAAGGAGUCUAGGAGAGACAGGGAGUUUCACACGCAGAGCCAGGAGGAGAUCUGA